GUGUUGUUUUCCCGCGGAAACUCGCGUCGGAAGGAAGUGCUGAAAAAAUGUUUCUCACUCUAAUUUUCGUAGUUUUUGUGAUAUUUGUGGUCCAUCAUCUGUGGAUUAAUCGUAAAAUGUAUCAAUUGUCACUGAAAAUGCCAGGACCCUUCAUGCUACCCUUCGUGGGUAGUAUCCACUUGAUGAUUGGAAAGAGUUGUGAGGAAUUUAUGAGGAUUUUUCCCGAAAUAGCCAGUAAAUUUUCCAGUCCCUUUCGUUUCUGGUUGGGUACGAAGCAAUAUAUUAUUAUUUCUCAACCGGAGGAUAUGAAAAUAGUGCUAAACGCUGUGGAAUGUCUCGAAAGGGGUUCCGUGUAUCAAUUUAUUCCACCAGUUCUUGGUGAUGGAGUACUAACUAUGUCAGUGCAUGAUUGGAAGCGGCAUCGAAAAUUCAUGAAUGCCUCAUUCAGCUUCAGCAUUUUGCAGAGUUUCUGUCCAAUUUUCAAUGACAGAGCCAGAAUGCUUGUGAAACGUGUUCGAGAUUUUACGAAGGAACAUCCUCAAUCCGUAGACUUUUACAAAUUUAUGGAAGGCUUCACUCUUGAUACUGUUUGUCAAACCACGAUGGGUUCAAAGAUGAAUAUUCAGGAGGGUCAAAAUACAGAGUACCUCGAGGGAGCGAAUAAUUUAAUGAUUUGUAUGGCACGGAGAUUAUUAAAUCCAUUUUAUCAUUUGGACGUUUUCUACAAGUUCAGUUCUCUGUACAAUUUGCAAGAGAGUGGCAAGAAAAUAGUCCUUGGAUUUGUCAAUAAGGUGGUGCAGAGGAAAAGGGCGGAAUUUAACGCAUCGAAGGUGGAAGUUGGAUGGAAAAGAAAUGAUCGAUUACCUCAAGUUCACAUCGAUCAACUAUUGAGGUUGGCAGAUUGUGGUGAGAAAUCCUUCACUGAGGAGGAUGUCAUCACUGAAGCCGGAACACUCAUACUAACAGGUUUCGAGUCAACAGCUCUAAGUGUUUCGUAUUGUGUCCUAAUGAUUGCAAUGCAUCCCGAUGUGCAGAAUAGACUCCAUGAUGAGAUUAUGGAUAUUUUGGCGGGAAAUUCACCUGAUAACCUGAGAUACGAAGAUGUCAAAGAAUUUCGGUACAUGGAGCAAGUUAUUAAGGAGACCCUGAGACUCUUCCCAGUGGUCCCACUCGUGGCGAGGUCGGUUAGUGCACCAUUUAAAUUAAAUGACUAUAAGAUACCAGAGGGAGUGAAUAUUGUCCUGGCAUUCAUGCUAAUGCAUAGAAAUAAAUCUCUGUGGGGAGCAGAUGCACAUAUCUUCGAUCCUGAACAUUUUGCGCAGGAUCGCAUUGAGAGGAUGCACCCAUAUGUCUUCCUACCGUUCAGCGGUGGACCGCGAAAUUGCAUGGGUAUUAAGUAUGCAUAUUUAGUAAUGAAGAUUGCUCUUGUACACCUUCUGUAUAACUUUGAAUUUUCAACUGAUCUGAAAUUGUGUGACCUCAAACAUCGCUUUGAAGUGACACUGAAACUAGUAAAUAAGCAUAUGGUGCGUGUUAAACCACGAAAAUCAAACAUUCUUGAUUCUAUUUAAUUCCAUUUUCCCCAUUUUCCAUUGAUCCAUCCACAAUUGUGAACAAUUUUUUUCCCCUGGAGAUUUACAGUGGAAAACCCAAUUCCCUCAAAGUAGAUUUAUUUUCCUAGCAAAGAGAGUGGUGGUUUUCAGUUGAGGGCUUGUGUGAUGCCUCAGAGCAAGUCAUAUGGGUGUCUUUCCAUUGUGGUCCUCCGACGUCAAAUGGUCCUGAUCGAUUGACGGAUCGAAGUUCAACAAAUUGAUUUCUAUCGCUGCCAUUCAUGAAAGCUUCAUGAACAAUUUAUGGGCCACUUCGAAAGCAUCGUGUGCCUAAAUAAAUAAUGCUACGAGAUAUUUUUCCUCAAUAGUAUAAUUCAAUGUUGGCCAUAUGAGUGAAAUGAGGCGAAGAAACACCCAAAUUGAUAUUUUUGCCUUUCAAUUGUGCUGACUCCUUGAAGUCAAUCCAUCUCUUCGGUAAACGUUGAUAAUUUUCACCCUGAACAUUCAUCAUUUUUAUUUCAAUGGCCAUUUUCUUUCAAGAAAUAUUAUACUAAUGAUUAUCCCAAAAUGUAUGAAAUUUUAAAGCAUAGCAAAUAUUAUGAUUAUUCCAAAAUGUAUGAAAUUUUAAAGCAUAGCAAAUAAUGUCUCGGGAUGUAAUUGGUAAGAGCGCUCAACUCUUGAGCAGUUGGACAGACCCAUCCGGUGCAAAAAAUUAAAGAGUCUAGGACUAUUUUUCACGAAACAUUGUACACCGAAUAAAUAUUUUCAAAUUAAAGAAUAUAGGGAAGUGGGACAACUUUGAGAGUGUGGUAAAGUGCCUGCUUCGUUAUCCGGAUGAUUGGGAGACAAUAUGACAGAUGUCCGCUUCGUAAUCCGGAUAGAUUUUUUGAAUUUGUUCAACGUUUCGAAAAUAUAAUACAAGUUUUUUUUUGUAGAAUUAGAAUAAAAGUUUUAAAGAAGCUCAAAAAGACAUAAUUAGAGAAUUCUAUGCUAUUAUACCUCAUUUAUUAAACAAAAACAUUACAGGAUAAUUCAUUUUCAUUGCUGAACUCACAUGCAUACAUGACCGCAAAAUUAUUUUAAAUAUAACCGCCGAUAAAUCGUCCGGAGUACGGCGAUCCGGAUUAGAGAGUGGGCACUGUGCCUUUGAAAUUGGGAUUUUUCUCCUAUAUUUAAGUGGAACUGAGCCAUAUCAUAAUAAAAUUAAGCUUCUCAUUCUGUUUGUGCAGCUAAAUUAUAUCACGAUAAGGCUCAAUUUUAUUUAAAAAUAAGUGAAAAUCCUAAUUUCAAAGGUACCCAACUUUCAAAUGUGCUCCACUUCCCCCUGUGCAAAUUAGUCAAGGGAAAUUCUGUAAUAGUAUGACAAUAUCAUAUGACAAAUUUAAAAAUUCUAAUGUGCUAAAUACGGAAAAAUUAAUCGACAAUCAGUUUCAUAUCAAUUACUAAGAGCUUCAUAGGGCUGCUUGGAAUGGCUAUUCUAUACUCAUUGGGGUUUAAUGUUUUCUGCCCCCGAGUUUACCAUGAAAAUUUGUCCUAUGACAUUGUCAUACCGUUAGAGAAUUUGGUUGGUAGAUCAAAAAUAAUAAGUCAAAUUAAAAAAUCGAUUUCCAGGAAGAACCAGGACUCUUUCUGUUUAAGGGCUCUUAUCAAUUACACCACGAUAUCCUUAAAAAAAACUUUAAAUGCAAUUAACUUUCGAUAGUUUUAUUGGAUUUGCAGCAAAAUUUGCAGCUCAAUAUUCAAGUUUAUAAUAAAGUUUAUAUUCCCUAAUAAAAUAGUAUUGUAUAAUGCGUAAUUCUAGUCUUGCUUCCAAAUUUAAAAAUAAGUACAAUAUUUUAAUAAAGGAAAACUGAUUUUAA
Molecule: messenger RNA, 3409 nt
Organism: Phlebotomus papatasi
Lineage: Eukaryota; Metazoa; Arthropoda; Insecta; Diptera; Psychodidae
Product: probable cytochrome P450 313b1
Exons: 7
Coding region: 48-1571 (507 amino acids)
Molecular function (GO): heme binding; monooxygenase activity; iron ion binding
Source: RefSeq, a predicted model, not a curated record